Messenger RNA from Chlamydomonas reinhardtii, 3513 nucleotides. RefSeq lists its product as uncharacterized. The record is from RefSeq and is a predicted model, not a curated record. The coding region runs from base 378 to 1649 and encodes 423 amino acids. The transcript has 3 exons. Lineage: Eukaryota; Viridiplantae; Chlorophyta; Chlorophyceae; Chlamydomonadales; Chlamydomonadaceae.
CCAUUACAAGCCUGUGAUCUGGCGCGCAAUUCGAGUGCAGGCCGCGGUGCAACACUUUCUUUCUUACUUUCUGCGAGCAACUCGUGUUCCAUAAUUUGGCUCGAAAUGUAUCCUUGAUGCUAUAGGCUCAUAUCUGACAGAUGGGGAGGCGAGGGAGAGGGCCUGGGAAGAUGUUGCGAGCAGAACUCGCAAAGCUGCUUGCCGCUCUUGUGCCCGCCAUCUCCCUCUGUCUAUUGGGCCUUCCACGAGCAGUGUCUGCAUAUAGAAAUACCACGGCGCACUCAGCGACGGUUUCAGCAGCGACGCAUCACCUCUAUAACGUCCACCCGUGGUGCAAAUGCUCAAAACCAGACUGCACGCCAUAUGCGCGCAGCAUAAUGGACAUCACGCCACACUUGGCGUCGCUGCCCGACCUCCCGCCUCAGUCAUGCGUGUUCAACCCGGCCAUCGUCCAUGUGACGGGCAACAUAUAUGUGCUCUUUGCACGCGUCUACGUCGCGAAGGACCCGGCGAAGCGCUGCGUGCUGGGCCAGCUCGACAAGCCGCCCUUCAUGGACGCCUGGAACGGCACGCUGGCAAACAUGCUCGCGGUAGUGCGCCUCAAGCGCCGCAACCUGCCCACCGCGGCAACACCGGUCGUGCGCGCUCCCAUGGGCAUCAAGGUCAUCGGCUAUCGCUACCUAAACGAGACCAACUUAGAAGACGGGCGGCUCUUCAAGGACAAGGCCGGCCGGGUGAUGCUGUACCUGUCCAUGCCCUUCGGCAAGUACGGCGGCCUGCGCUCCUCCAUCAACCUGGUCUACCGCAUCUUCCUCAAUUGCACGCUCGCCGGCAGGCCCGUGCGCUGUGACCCCUCCAUGGGACCCGCCCGGCUGCUGUACUACACCGGCAGUCGCGCCUGGGACAAGAACUGGGUGCCGUGGAACGGCACUAGCAUGAUGUCGUACGUACGGUACGGCCCCUUCGGCCCGCACUCCACCAUCGACUGGCUCUCCUACACCCAGCCGAGGCCGCGCAACCGCUUCGCCGCCGUGGCCUCGGAGCCCUUCUUCGGCCGCUUUAACAGCACCUUUGGCCGCCUGAUGCACCUGUCGGGCGGCACGCCGGCGGUGCUGGAGCCCGGGGGGGAGUCGUACUUGGCAGUGGGGCACGUGCGCGCGCACCCCGGCUGCCUGCACCCGCACGCCAUCCCGGGGUUGCUGGAGCUGCUGGGACCCAAGGUGCGCGCUAACUGCCUGCACAUGCUCAAGCUGCCGGCGGAGACGAAGGAGUCCAUCCCCUUCCACUCCUUCAGCUACACCGCGGCCGACGGCAGGGUGUAUAAGCACUACCACGUCGACUACAGCUUCUUCUUCUACAGGUUCAGCUCGUCACCGCCCUACCCCAUCACGCACAUCAGUCACGGCGUGCUGCCUCCCUCAGAGGGGCACUUCGGCAUCGUGUUCCCCAACGGCCUUGAGCGACUGGGGUCGGACUGGCUCAUAGGCUACGGCGACGCCGAUCAGGCCGCCAAGCUGAUGCUGCUGAGCGCCGCCGACGUGGAGAAGCUGCUGGUGCCGCUGCACAUGAUGGAGCACCUGGUGAAGGAGUACUCGGUGUGCACGCUGCAGCUGCAGGGGCAGGACCAGCGCCUGCGCUCCGAGCUGUGAGGGGCUGUGAGGGGCUGCUCCGCCGCCGGAGCUGGAGGGCUGCCAGGGGGGCACCGCCUGUAGGCCGGGCGGGCUGUGGGCACCGGCGCGGUGCGGCGCAGCACCCUGCGGCGCGGUGUUGGCAUGUAUGGCGGGCCGCCAAGAGCAGCAGGCGGAUGGCAUAUGCGUCACAUAAGGCAACAGUUUGCUCGCGCUCUGCCCCAGCAGCUUGACGCGUGUCAGGCCUGUUCCAUACAAUGCCGCUGGGGGCCGGGCGGCGGCACUGUCGUUGUUUGGUAACCGGCGGCGUAGCUCAGGACGUGGCAGCCGGCAAAGCGGAGUUGGUGCUUGAGGCACCGGCGCUUCGCUGAAACGGCUUCCCAGUUUGUUAGAGCUUCAUAGGAUUCUUUGUACUGGGCUCCUGGCAGCGGCUGACAUGAAGCGCGCGCGCACACAGUCACAUUUGCGAGUGUUAGGACUUGCGGGGUCAUGCGCUGAAGAACAGGGCGCGGGAGGUAUGGUGGGGGAAGCAGAGGGGAUUGCGGGAGGACAACGUGCCAGGGCUAUUCGUAUGUGAACUUGCCGUUCCGGCGUGCGGCGAGCGCAUGCAAACGGCCCGGAGACUGAAAUGAAUUCUAGGGGACACAUGGUACUGCGCGUAGUAUGGUUUUAGUAGGCUGCCACCUGGAAUGUGGUUUUUAGCGUGCGACUACAAAAGAAUGUUGGACUACAAGAUGCGUGGCUUGGCGGCUGGGACGAAGGUGCUUUGCGGUGUCGUGAGGCGGACGGAAGGGCGCGUGGGCGAGCCCACUCUCGGUGCUUGCAGGCAGCAUGUAGGUGCGGUUUACGUCUGGCUGUUCUUCAGCCCUGAUUGGAGUGACGGUGGUGGUGCAGGUGGUGACGGUGACGGGGUUGGUGAUGGCGGUGUGAGCUGCAGUGGAAUCGCCGUACACGCGUGCCGACGCGGGCGCGAAACCCACCCGCAUCGCGACCACUGCCUGGGGAGCGGCACGCCGGCAGUUCAUAUGCGCCGGGCAACCAGUGACAGCAGUUGCCCGACAUCAGCGGGUGCGGAUGGGCGCGGCUGAUGUUGUUGCUGUUUGAAGAGCAGCUAAGGACUAGGGCGCUAGGUUGAGGCAGAUUGCGGUCCGCGUUCGUCUGGCAGUCAGGAGGGGUAGGGGUUAGGCCUCGAGUGAGGGAUUGCGCGCAGUCGUGUGUGCGCGUAUGUGUGGAUAGUAUACCUGAGUCCUCCCAAGUUACAGGCGCGAGUGGAGUGAAGGGCAGGGCACAACGCGCAGGAAACAGGAGUGUUUUAUGAUGAAGGGCCGCUCGGUGCUCGCGCAUACGCUCAACUUGCGCUGCGUCGACGCGGGGCCCCAGGAAUGACGGGGCACAUGGGGCGUGCGCCCCGGGGGUGCUUCUUAUUGCCUCGCUGGCGACAUUUGUGUAUGUCACCGUCAGGCUGUUUUCUUGUGUGCGGCGUCAUUGCGGGGCGGGCCAAGUGACCAAGUUGAUAACGACCCGGGAUCAGCCCUUUUCCUGCCAUAAGGCAGCCACCUCCUUGUUUGUGUGCGGUAUGUUUGACCGCGGUAUUACCGCGACCAGUUUGACAGCACUUCAGGCAGACACCUGCGGAGCACGGGUGCAGAUGGCACUACUAUGCGGUUUGUAUGACACUGGUGCGCAGACGGUGGGUGCUAGAAGAUGGGGUACUAGGAGAAUGGGGGCCGAGGAAGAUAUACUCUGACUGUGUAGGCUAGGCUUAGGGCGGGUGUGCGAUGGGACAUGGUUUAGGCAGGUUGGCGAGGUAGUUGCAAAUUGCGAGCCUGCCAACAGAAGGCACGAAGCCACCGAACUGACAGCAUUUAUGUAACAUACACUGGCA